This is a messenger RNA of Osmerus eperlanus (European smelt), 1622 nucleotides long. RefSeq names its product coagulation factor II (thrombin) receptor-like 1, tandem duplicate 1 (gene f2rl1.1). The record is from RefSeq and is a predicted model, not a curated record. Lineage: Eukaryota; Metazoa; Chordata; Actinopteri; Osmeriformes; Osmeridae. Gene Ontology annotation, cellular component: plasma membrane. The transcript has 2 exons. Gene Ontology annotation, biological process: thrombin-activated receptor signaling pathway; positive regulation of Rho protein signal transduction; phospholipase C-activating G protein-coupled receptor signaling pathway. The coding region runs from base 107 to 1246 and encodes 379 amino acids. Gene Ontology annotation, molecular function: thrombin-activated receptor activity.
UUGGGUAGAAGAAAUUUAAGGCGGCGAAGGCGCUUGUUUCAUCUGCAUACGCUACACCUGUGUCGGACUACUGGAUUACUGUGAAGCACUUCCAUUAGGCUACAACAUGAAUUUCGGGAUAUUUUGGGUUACCGUGGUACUUACGCUGGCCUGCGCACAGGUCUGUCUUUCUCAGAAUGAAAAUACAGAAACCAGAGGCUUCACUGGUGAAGAAAACCUCGACGGGGUUGUGGUGAGCACCACAGGUUUCCUGAUUCUACAGAGUCGUCUUACCACCAUCUUUCUCCCGAUCGUUUACAUCUUUGUGUUUGUCGUGGGCCUGCCCACCAACCUCGUCGCUAUCUGGGUCUUCCUCUUCAGGACCAAGAAGAAGCAUCCAGCGGCCAUCUACAUGGCCAACCUGGCCAUGUCUGACCUGCUGUUUGUUAUCUGGACUCCCCUGAAGAUCGCGUACCACAUCAAUGGCAACAAUUGGAUUUUUGGAGAGGCUAUGUGCAAAGUCGUGACGGGGUUCUUCUAUGGAAACAUGUACUGUUCCAUUGUUUUUAUCGCUUGUAUUAGCGUUCAGCGCUACUGGGCCGUAGUUCACCCUCUCUCCAAAAAUAGGAGGGACAACCAAGUGGCCAUCGCAGUCUCCGUCACAGUUUGGGUUGUGGUCUGGCUGGCCUCUACUCCCCUUUACCUCUAUGACCAAACAGUCUUGGCCACAAACAUGAACAUUGUCACCUGUCAUGACAUCACUAGACCCAGCCAGAUGACCAUGGCUGCGGGUUACUUCCUGACCAUGGGAAUUCUGGGAUUUGCGGUCCCUAUGAUCGUGUGCGUUGUGGCCUAUAUCCUCAUGCUCAGGUCGCUAAGGAACUCCAUGACGGAUGCCACCAUCUGCAAGAAGCGCCACAAGGCCGUGGUUCUGAUCAUCACAGUGCUGGUCAUGUUCCUGGUGUGCUUCACCCCCAGUAACAUCAUGCUGGUGGUGCACUACUCCCUCCUGCUGGCCGGAAGACUGAACAACGGUUACGGCUUCUACAUCACCACCCUGUGUCUGGCCAGCCUCAACAGCUGCGUGGAUCCCUUUGUUUACUACUUCAUCUCCGAGGAGUUUCGGGAGCACGUGAAGAACACGCUGAAGUGCCGGAGUCAGAGGACGGUGGAGAGGAUGAGGGUCUCGUUCAGCGCCCUGAAGUAUUCCAAGAAGAACAGCGCCUACACUUCCAGCACGGGGAACACCCAGAGCAGCUCCUGCUGAGGGGGGCGUUAAGGGACGGGCGUUCGUAAGGACAGUUUGGGGGAUACUGAAUACUGACAUUUUAGGAUGCCGUUAAAAGUAGUCUAACUUUGUAUGACUUGGAAAUGAAUGUGUGUCUCGUUAUGGACUUCUUUUAAUGUAAUCUGACCUCUGAAUAUCUUGGUACUAUUCUCUCACCACUGAGAAGGGGCACUUGAUAUUCAUCAAGUUUAAAUGACUUAGCACUGAGUUAUCUUUACGUUAACUAUGCAAAUGUUUGUAAAUGCACAAAAUGUUUAUAUUGUACCAGUGUAUUGUUGGCCGUGUGUGUGUAUUGUUUCUAACAUGAAUAUGUGAAGAUUAUUUUUAUUUAAAAAUAAAUAUAUACAUUUCUUAA